CUUCAAGAAGUCUUGCAAAACAGAAUGGCACAAACUGCGAGGUGGACAAUGUGAACAACUGUGCCACUGCGGGAUGUCAGAACAACGCUGCAUGUAUGGAUAUGGUGGGCUCCUUCAAGUGCUUCUGUCCCUCACCAAGCAUCACAGGCACACUAUGUAACAUCACUUCUGCCCCAUGUGAUAGUUCCCCAUGCAGGCGUGGUACCUGCACAUCACACGGUAUUGCCAGAUAUCAGUGCACGUGUCCAGAUGGAUACACAGGGCUACAGUGUGAAACUAACAUCAAGGAUUGUCUCACUGCUGAAUGCCUACAUGGAGGAACCUGUCAUGACCAGGUGAACGGUUAUUUUUGCAACUGUACGACUGGGUUUACUGGUAGGAACUGUGAAAUCGUUGGGAAUUUCUGUCAGCCCGGAGACUGCGAUGUCAACAAUGUGUGUUAUAGUAGUCUCGAUAAGAAGGACGGACUGUGUGCUUGUGAUCCAGAUUUCUUUGAUCCAGUUUAUAUCUGCACUUUCACAUCGAUUCCCAACACUCAAAUUGUUGGUGUCACUCAAUACAAGCCACCAAAACAAGUCACAUCUUUACCACAAUGUGAAAGCCUCUGCCAGGAUGAUGCAACCUGUCUCUACGCUGAAUUAAGUGGAGAUAUGUAUUGUUCAUUCUAUAACAUCAACGGUUCUCUUCAGAAUACUACAAACUACACAGUUCUGAAAAAAGAUUGCCCAACUUCAGGAGACGCAUACAAGUGCCACAGAAAAUCAACUCCCUGUAAUAACAGUCCUUGUAAGAACGGAGCCAAAUGUUUCGAUGAUGGUUUCAAUGCCACAUGCGCCUGUGCAGCUGGUUUCACUGGGUCCCUGUGUCAACACAACAUUAAUGACUGUAAGAAUGAUAGCUGUAAGAAUGGAGGAACCUGUGUGGAUGGUCUUCAAACAGUCACCUGUACAUGUCCUCCUGGAUAUACAGGGUCCAUAUGUGAAACUGAUAUGAAUGAAUGUACACAGAGUCAAUGCAACACAAGUCGAGGUACAUGUGUGGAUAAAUUUGACAUUGACGAGUGCCUCUCAAACCCCUGCAAACACAUGGGCAAGUGUCAAAAUAAAGUAAACGACUAUACAUGUACAUGUCCUGCAGGGUGGACAGGGAAAGACUGCAGUAACGAAAUAAACUAUUGUGCCAAUCGGACUUGUCAGAAUGCACUAUGCUACAAUCUACAAAAUACAUCUUUCUGCAGAUGUGAAGGUGGUGCUUCAGGGGAGAAUUGUGAGAAUGCCACCAAGGUCUGUGAUGUCUUGUCCAACAUAAAGGUGUGCACAAACACUGGCAACUGUACAGACAAGCCUGGCACAGCCGAGUGCAAAUGUCCUAUAGAUUAUUCCGGAGUGUCUUGUGAGUUUGUCAAGGACUGGUGUUCACUGACUGGGGAUGCCUACCCAUGUAAGAAUGGUGGCCAGUGUUCACCUAAGGGCCCUCUAGGAUACAUGUGCACCUGCAAAUCAGGCUAUUCUGGGCCCAAUUGCACCACUGAGGCUAACCCAUGCUUGACGAAUCCUUGUGGAGGAAAUGCUUCAUGUUAUCACAAUGUCACAGACUACAUUUGUCAGUGUCCUGAAGGAAAGACUCUAUCAAACAAGCAGUGUCUAGGGGAUUCAUCUCAACAUGUGCUGCUUGUGAAUACAUUGUAUUGCACCUCUCCACCUGUGCUGCAGUCACCAUUCAGAUGGACCCCUGGCAGCCUCUCAGUCAUGCUGUGGGUCAGAUCUCACAAUGCAGGAAGUUCUCUCUUCUCCAUUUGGUUGUCUUCUAAACUGCAUCCAAACUUCGCUAGUGGCAUGGAUGAAUACGGGAUCAUUGUGAACACAAGUGGAAUAUAUGCGUCAAAUAAUACCAACUGGAUGGGUAUAAGAUUCUCUGCGGACUUUGGUGGAAAUUUGCAUGAUGGCAAAUGGCGUCAUUUAGGAGUGUCAAUUUCAGCUGCAGGCAAGAUGUCUGCAACAAUUGACGCUAUCACAUAUCCCCAGGAAGUUGCUGUUGACCCACUGCCGACUUCAGCUCAAAAUGGUCAGGUGCGCCUUGGUGAAGAGUACGUGGCAGAGUAUGAAAGAUUAACUGUCUGGAACGCAAUCCUGAGCAAUGUGGACUUUACAUUAGCCUUUGGUCAGCUGAAUGAACCAUCAACGGGUCUGAUACAGGGAUGGUACAACUAUGACCUGAAAUUCUCAGCAGACAGAAUGACCACUAGGCUGCCAGAGAAUAUACUGGCCUACCCCAACUUGAAUUUCCCUAUGCUUAACUGUGGGCCACACAAUUUAAGCCAUGUAUCAUCAGACCGGAUUGUGAGCAGUGAGAUACUCUCGUCUCUUGCGGAUGACCUUAAGGCUUCCAAUAAUCAGUCUUUGACCUUCAAGAAUUCGCUACUGGCCUCCAUGACAUGGGGCUAUUAUGAAGCAAUUUUUGUUAGCAUUGACCCCACAACUAAGAAUUACGGUGAAUGUCGGACACAGGCUUUCAUCAAAUAUAAUGACAAGUGUCCCAACCCAGUCAAAGACAACAGUGUUACUAAAGGAACCUGCCCUCAAAAUACGGAUGCAGUGUGCAAUGUGACCUGUUCAAUGUCUAACACUGAAGCUCUGUUUGCUCCACUGCCUCGCUACAUGGCCUGUAGUUCUGUAGGAGUCUGGUGGAACAAGAAGCCCUAUGAAAACCUGAUUUUACCUGGUUGCACAACUAAAGGCACACCAUCGUACAAAGUGACCAGUGAAAUGAAAUUUGCGGCUGUAAUCAAUUGUAACCUUGUAUCUAACUUAGAUACAGAAGUGGGACAAAAACUUCAAGUUACUUUGUCUGGACUCAAUAGUACUAAAUGGACAGACAUUUGCACAAAAAAAGCAAACACACCGGCCAAUUCAUGUGAUAAUCUUGAGAUUAUUAACAAAACCUGUGAGACAGGCACACCAGUAUACAAUGUGAAAUUUGCACUGACCUUUGACAGCAAGACGCUUACACCUUUUGGAGGCGGUGCCCCUGUGUCAGUGCUGGAUGUCCUGAGAAUCAUCAUUCUGCUGGAAAAGGACCUGGAUGCAAGCUUCAGGACGAUAGCCUCCUCUACUCUGCUGACAGGCACCGUAGUGAUCUCUAUGACAGAAGUGUGUGGCACUGGGUAUGCCCUUAUGAAGGAUGAUAUAGGCAGUAUUUGUGUCCCGUGUGGUGCAGGCUGGUCUCUGGAUUCUCAGUCUAAGCAGUGUGUACCAUGUGAAUAUGGCUUCUACCAACCAAGUACAGCUCAGACAAUGUGCACCCAGUGUCCUAGUGGCAAGACCACGUACUCCAAAGGAUCAAAAGCUGCAUCUGACUGCGUUGUGUCCUGUCCGAUUGGUAAGUCAUACAAUGCCACCUCUGGUGAAUGCAUGGACUGUCCACGACACUAUUACCAGGAUGAGACCGGCAAGAACUUCUGUAAACCCUGUCCUAUCGGCUUUAAGACAGUGGGGAAUGGGUCAAACAGCAACACGCAAUGUAAAGAGGACUGCCCUGCUGGCUACACUCGUAACCCUGGAGAUAUCACUAAAUGCAUGCAAUGUCCACGUGGAACAUACAGGAAUACCCAGGAUGACUGUCAGGCCUGCCCUGCUAGCAAAUAUACCAUGGAAAGCACCGUUGCCAUAAUUGCAAGCAACUGCGACAUGGAUAACUGUUCCUUGGGUGCCUACUGGAAUACAUCCACCUCUACAUGUACACCAUGUCCUAUUGGAGAAUAUCAGAAUACACUGUACCAGGUUCAGUGUAAGAUGUGCAACACAAACUAUUCCACAAACGACACUGGCUCCAGUGAUGUCUCAGCCUGUAUAUUCUUCUGUCCCGCGGGAAAUGAACAGAAAGUGUCAGGAGAGUGCGCACCUUGUGAAAGAAGCUUCUACAAAGACAACACAGGCAACAACAAGUUUGCCAUGUGCAAGCCAUGUGGUAACGGGAUUACGACUGAAAGAACAGGAGCUACUUCCCAGACCAUGUGUAGCAUACCCGUGUGUCGUGGCGGACAGUAUAUCAAGAAUGGAGCCUGUGAGGCCUGCCCUAUGGACUCAUUUUCCAAUGAUGCCUUACCCAACUCCAACACGACCUGUAUCAAGUGUACUGGUGCCAGUGGACUGUUUGGCACCAAAGAGACCGGAUCCAACUCCUCACAGUGUGAACGUUACUGCUCUCCUGGUCAGGAACUUAAAGGACCUUCCUGUGAAUACUGCCCUCGAGGUUACUACAAGGAUAACACAGGGAAUAGUCGAUUUGAGGACUGCAAACAGUGUCCAGCUUCAAGUGGUAUAGGAACAACAACUGAUGCAACAGGAGCUAACAACACAGACCUCUGUAACGUUUUUGCCUGUACCGCUGGCCAGAUUCACACCCCUUCCGGGUGUAACGCAUGUCCAGCAGACUCCUACCAGAGUAUGACAAAUCCAUUCUCCUUCACAACCUGUUCAAAAUGUCCUAAACAAGGAUUGCUGGACACUGGUACAAAGAUGACAGCAUCUACUAUGUUAAGCCAGUGUGAAGUAUUCUGUCCAUCCGGCCAUGUUCUCAAUGUCACCAAGUCUGGCUGUGUUCCCUGUGAAAGAGGAUCAUAUAAGAAUAACGCUGAAAGCCUGGAAGCACGAUUCGCUGCUACAUGUACCCUUUGUACUAUUGGACUCACCACAGAGACUACUGCAAGUACUGCUGCUGGCAACUGUACCAUAUCCAAGUGUGCUGCUGGCCAGUACUUGAACGCCAACAAGCAGUGCACAAACUGCCCGUUAGACACCUACUCCAGUGAUCCCCAUCCUACCUCUGCAACCACAUGCCAGAACUGUACAGUGGCACUACUUAAAGGAACAACAGCAACAGGGGCCAACAGCUCUGAUCAGUGUUUGCCCAUAUGCGGUGGAGGCAAGUAUUAUUCAAGUGCUAAUGGAACAUGUCUGCCCUGCCCCCAAGGCCAGUUCAAAGAAGCAUCAAACCGGUUCGGUCAGUGCCAGAAUUGUACAGAUACACUCUACACAACAGUUGGAACAGGAUCCACCGCUAAUGAUAACUGCACACUGCGUGCUUGUGACCCUGGAUACAAGAUAAAUGGUGCAAAUUGCGACCCCUGUUCAACUGGAACCUUCCAGAAUGUCAGCUACCAGACCUUUUGUUACAACUGCCGAGAGAACACCAACACCAGCCAGACUGGAAGCACCAGUGAAAACGCCUGUCAGAUUUACUGUGGUGCUGGUCUGGAGACAAACCAGGCUGGAAACAGCUGUACACAGUGUCCUGUGAACAAGUUCAAGGCAGUAUCUGGUGUGGCACCCUGCACAGAUUGUCCAACAGAUUUUACAUCCAACAUGGCUAGGACCACGUGUAACAUAGUGCAUUGUGCUGUGGGAAGGCAACUGAAUGUCGCAGGAACAGGGUGUGAUCCUUGCCCCAUCCAUCAGUUCAAGAACACAUCGGGUAACACAGCCUGUCUGCCGUGUCCUGACGGAGUGACCAGUCUUACUGAAGGGGCUACGGCAUGUACAAGCAUAUAUUGUGUGCCCGGUAAGACUCUGGUUGAUGCUGACUGUCAACCAUGCACCAUUGGGACGUACAAGGAAGUAAAAGGCAACCACCAAUGUACCACAUGUCCAGCAUCUAAUACAAACUCUUAUACAACAUCAGGGACUGGAUCAACAUCAACCGCACAGUGUGACACAAUUGUAUGCAAAGCGGGUCAGUUUAGGAACUCAUCCCAGAAGUCAAUUUGUACGUCCUGUCCCCUGAACACCUAUCAACCAAGUCAAGGGGCAACCAGUUGUCUCAACUGUUCCUCAGAUCACAUAACUCUCAAAGAGUCAUCAACAUUACCAGGAGACUGUGUUCCAAAGUGUACAGCUGGUCAGCAAUAUAAUGAGUCAACCAAGACCUGCUUAAAUUGUCCAAAAGGGACAUACAAGACUGUCAGUGGAAACUAUAACAACACAGAAAAAUUAAUUGAGUGUUUGCCAUGUACAGAGAACACGACCACCUUGGGAGAACGCUCUAUCAGUCCACUGAACUGUACAGAAAUUGUGUGCCCAAUGGGAACUUUCUACACUUUGGUCAAUUCCAAAACCCAGUGUGUAGUCUGUCCAGUGGGUCAAUACAACGAUAUGAGGAACCAACCCCAGUGUAUACCAUGUCCUCCUGGGAAUACAACCUUUGAUACUGGAAAUGUAUAUAUUGCAUCAUGCAUUGAUGAAUGCCAAAUAGGAUAUGGCUACAGUUCUGUUUCCGGAAAAUGUGUGAUCUGUGCCACUGGAGAGUUUAACGACAAGGAAGGCUCAAACCCGAACCUUUGCAAGAGAUGUCCCGCUAACUUUGUAUCCACACAACCCGGGUCUAAGAAAUGUCUUGUUCCCACAAAUACUGAGCCGUCACAAGUUGAUGUUGAUGUCACAAUCAAAGUCAAGUACAAAAUUGCAAUUGGAUCCUGCGAUGAUUUAACAGUGUUGAUUUAUAUACAGGAUGAGAUUAUUAAAAAAAUUCGAGUUGUGUUGGCCUCCAAAAAUGCAAAAAGGUUUGGCCAGUCUAAAGGAAUCUGCAAAGGAAUUUCCUGCGAUAAUUUGUUUUUUGUGAAAGUGAUAAAGUGUUUGGUAAUAAACCAAGGACGAAAACGUCGAGAUAUCAAUAGUGAACUUGAAGUGGAGUUUAAGUUUGAGAAUAUAAGUUCCUAUGUUACUGACCUGGCUGACAAUUCAAGCGUGACAACACAAGAUGCUAUUGCUCAGAUUCUUGGGGAGGCUGCUGUAGACAACGAGCUUAGUCCAGUGGACGGAGUCAUUGAAUACUUUGGCCUUGAUAAUGUUUCGGUUGUGGAGCUAUGCAGUGCAGGGCAGCAGAAAGUGAACAAUACAUGUGAGGAUUGUCCGGCAGGCAGCUAUGGCCGCGAUGGCAAACAGUGCACAUUAUGUGGUCCAAACCAGUUCCAGAAUAUGACACGGCAGUUCAUCUGUCAGCAAUGUCCUUCUGGUACCAUCAAUACAAAUAAUGGAUCAACCGCUUCAACUGAUUGCCUCCCUGUGUGUGAACCUGGCUACGAGUUCAAUAAUGCCAGCAAGCAGUGUGACAGAUGCUUGGUUGGAAGGUACAAGAUCAUGGCAGGCAACGCUGAUUUAUGUGUAGCCUGUCCUACUGGAACCACAACAACCGGCCUGGGAUCCACAUCCAGGGACAUGUGCAAUGAGACAUCCUGUGAACCAGGCCAGACUCUGGUUGGAGGUCAAUGCAUGCUGUGUGCGACGGGGACAUACAAGUCUACAGUUGGCAAUGUCCAGUGUACAACCUGUCCACAGGAUUGGACCACACCCAGCAAUGGAUCAACAAAGGUGACGCAGUGCGACACAAAGAUAUGCCCAGCUGGCCAAUUCAGAGAAGCCUCCCAGAAGACCAACUGUACACCUUGUGCACAAAAUUCCUAUCAGAAUGCAGCAGGAAUGACUGCCUGCAUCAUGUGUCCAAAUCAAAUGGUUACACUGAACACAGCAUCUACGUCAGUGGCAGCUUGCGUUACUGAAUGCAAGGCUGGGACAUUCUAUGAGAUUGUAUCAGGACAGAUCAAGUGUACAGCCUGUCCUAAAGGCACAUACAGCAAUGAGACCAUGUUGAUUCAGUGUAAACCAUGUGCUACAGGAACUAGUACAGAGUUUACUGGAGCAAUCUCAGCCACCGACUGUACAAGUGAGUACUAG
Messenger RNA from Dreissena polymorpha, 7727 nucleotides. RefSeq lists its product as uncharacterized. Gene Ontology annotation, biological process: heterophilic cell-cell adhesion; establishment or maintenance of epithelial cell apical/basal polarity. The record is from RefSeq and is a predicted model, not a curated record. Gene Ontology annotation, molecular function: calcium ion binding; protein binding. Gene Ontology annotation, cellular component: plasma membrane; protein-containing complex. Lineage: Eukaryota; Metazoa; Mollusca; Bivalvia; Myida; Dreissenidae.